AUGUCGAAAAGAAAUCAGCCAAGCUGGAAGCCGCCAGCGCGACAGGAUAGAAACCCUGUUUUAAAACUAUAUAAUAGUCUUACACGGCAAAAGGAAGAAUUCAUUUGCUCGAAUGGAAACCGCAUCAAUUGGUACAGCUGUGGCCCUACAGUUUAUGAUGCCUCUCAUAUGGGUCAUGCGAGAUCAUAUAUAUCAUUUGAUAUUUUAAGACGGGUGCUAUGUAACUAUUUUGGUUAUGACAUACUAUUUGUAAUGAACAUUACAGAUAUAGAUGAUAAAAUUAUUAAAAGAGCUAGACAAAAUUAUUUAUAUGAAAAAUACAUUGAAGAGGAUAGAAGUUUAGGUAAUUUGUUGAAUGAUGCUACAACAGUUUUAUCUUACUAUGAAGAAGUUGUAAAUAAUACAGCUGAUCAAGAUAAAAGGAGUAGUUUACAAAAGCUUUUAGAAAAUGUUGCUAAGGCAAUAAAUGAAUUGAAACUUGCAGUUGAAUCUAAAAAUGAAGAAAAAAUAUCUAUAGCUAAGAAUGAAAUGUUAAAAUCAGCUAAAGAUCCUUUCUCUGAAUGGUUGGAUGGUAAAUAUGGUGCUGAAGUUAAGGACAAUGCAAUAUUUGCUAAAUUGGCAAGAUAUUGGGAAAACGAGUUCCAUAAAGAUAUGAAGGCACUUAAUGUAUUGCCUCCUGAUAUAUUGACAAGAGUUAGUGAAUAUGUACCACAAAUUGUUACAUUUAUACAAAAAAUAAUUGAUAAUGGUUUAGCAUAUGAAUCUAAUGGUUCAGUAUAUUUUAACGUCAGUGCCUUUGAUAGCAAUGACAAGCAUCAUUAUGCACGGCUCGUCCCAGAGGCAUAUGGGGAUACUAAGAGUUUACAGGAAGGAGAAGGUGACUUGAUGGAUGAGAAUGCUGAGAAAAAAAAUGCAAAUGACUUUGCGUUGUGGAAGCGUAGUAAGACCGGUGAACCUUCAUGGGAUUCCCCUUGGGGAAAAGGUCGACCAGGUUGGCAUAUUGAAUGCUCAGCCAUGGCUGGUGACGUUUGUGGGUCCAAUUUAGAUAUACACACUGGGGGUGUGGAUUUGAAAUUCCCACAUCAUGAUAAUGAGCUGGCUCAGAGCGAGGCACACUUUGAUAAACCAGGUUGGGUCAACUAUUUCCUUCACACGGGUCAUUUAACCAUAGCUGGGUGUAAAAUGUCGAAAUCGUUCAAAAACUUCGUCACAAUAUCAGAUGCGUUACAACGCCACACAUCUAGACAAUUGCGAAUCGCCUUUCUGUUGCACGGGUGGAAGGAUACCCUGGAUUACUCUGAUAACACCAUGGAAAUGGCUAUCCAAACGGAAAAGUUGUUUAAUGAAUUUUUCUUGACAGUAAAAGACGCUUUGCGCAGUGGUUACGAUGAUGGCUGUGGAGGCUGCUGGGACGAGUUUGAGCAGCAGCUUUCCAACAAGCUCACUUCGGUUAAAGCACAAGUCCACGCCGCUUUUGUGCUACACGUUCUUGCCACAGAUAACAUAGAUACCCGCAGCGCAGUAGACGCGUUACGGGAACUAGUUGGGGCGUGUCACGUGUACUUGAGACAGACGACUCCGAGGCCGUCGCCCCUUCUCGCCUCCGCCGCGAGAUAUGUCACAGACAUAUUGCAUACAUUCGGGGCCAUUGAAGGGCCUAGGGGUCUCAUUGGGUUCCCUGUGGGAGAUGCUAAUAAUGCCGGCGUGGAGGAAGCAGUGAUGUCCUACCUAGAAGCUCUAAGCACGUUCCGCGGCAACGUACGCGACGCAGCCCGUACGGCCGGCGCGACGGACGUACUCGCACUCUGCGACGCACUCAGAGAUGUUGUAUUACCAGAAUUGGGAGUGCGGCUUGAAGAUAAACCAGGUUAG
Pieris macdunnoughi is the source of this 1872-nucleotide messenger RNA. The record is from the annotation of a GenBank genome assembly. Lineage: Eukaryota; Metazoa; Arthropoda; Insecta; Lepidoptera; Pieridae.